Aspergillus fischeri NRRL 181 is the source of this 3147-nucleotide messenger RNA. RefSeq names its product putative nonsense-mediated mRNA decay protein (Nmd5). The transcript has 8 exons. Lineage: Eukaryota; Fungi; Ascomycota; Eurotiomycetes; Eurotiales; Aspergillaceae. Gene Ontology annotation, cellular component: nuclear envelope; cytosol. Bases 1 to 3147 code for a protein of 1048 amino acids. Gene Ontology annotation, molecular function: small GTPase binding. The record is from RefSeq and is a predicted model, not a curated record. Gene Ontology annotation, biological process: protein import into nucleus.
AUGGAUGUUGCAGCUCUCCGAGACCGCAUUCAGUCUACUCUCGACGCAAAUGCGGAUAAUCGACGCCAAGCUGAAUUGGAUUUAAAAUAUGCUGAGACACAACCCGGCUUCAUAAAUGCGCUUCUGGAUAUUUUGCAGGGGGAGCAGAACAAUGCUGUUCAACUUUCGGCCGGUGUCUACCUGAAGAACAGAAUCAACCGCGGAUGGUCGCCCGUCGAAGACAGCCCCCUGCGCGCACCGAUUCCAGAGGCUGAAAAGCCCGGCUUCCGAGAGAGGCUAAUCCCAGCGCUCGCAUCGACGCCUCCCAAUGUCCGCGCACAGCUUGUUCCUCUCCUCCAAAAGAUCCUUCAGCAUGAUUUCCCUGAGCAGUGGCCGGGUUUUCUGGAUAUUACGCUUCAGUUGCUGGGCACCAACGAUGCGAACUCCGUCUACGCUGGUCUACAAUGUCUGCUGGCCAUCUGCCGCGUCUACAGAUUCAAGGCUGGAGAGAAGAGGGAGGAAUUCGACAAGAUUGUCGAGCACUCAUUUCCCCAGCUCCUGAACAUUGGGUUGAAAUUGGUCGACGAGGAAAGCCUGGAGGCAGCUGAGAUGCUCCGGAUUGUUGUCAAGUCCUACAAACAUGCUAUUUAUUUCGAACUUUCGCCUCAUCUUCAAACCCACCAAGCGACUGUCGACUGGUGCACACUCUUCCUGAGAAUCAUUGCCAAGCAGCCUCCUGCCAACUCCAUGAUGGAAUCCAAGGAAGAGAGGGAACUCAAUCAUUGGUGGAAGUGCAAGAAAUGGUCCUAUGCCAAUUUGAACCGUCUGUUCAUCAGAUACGGAAAUCCCACCACAAUGACCAAGUCUAGCACCCCGGAUUACUCCCAAUAUGCGAAGACGUUCAUCAGCACUUUCGCUCCGGAGAUUCUCAAGGGAUAUUUGCAGGAGAUUGACAAGUGGGUGUCAAAGGGACAGUGGCUCAGCAACCCUGCUCUUGCCUACACCUUGAUCUUCCUGGAAGAGUGUGUCAAGCCUAAGGCGAUGUGGGAGCACCUGAAGCCGCACAUGGACAACUUGAUCGCUCACUUCAUAUUCCCGAUCAUGUGCCAAUCAGACGAGGAUAUUGAGCUGUUCGAAACCGACCCCUCGGAAUAUCUCCACCGGAAGUUGAACUUUUACGAAGAAGUUUCGGCGCCAGAUGUUGCGGCCACGAAUUUCUUGGUCGCGCUCACGAAGAACCGGAAGAAGCAGACUUUCUCGAUCCUUACGUUCGUCAACAGCGUCGUCAGCAAGUAUGAAUCUGCUCCGGACGAUCAGAAGCUACCCCGAGAGAAGGAAGGUGCUCUUCGCAUGAUCGGUUCACUGGCCUCUGUCAUCUUGGGCAAGAAGAGCCCCAUCGCUAAUCAGGUUGAAUACUUCUUCGUUCGUCACGUUUUCCCCGAAUUCCGCAGUCCUCAUGGCUUCCUCAGAGCUCGCGCCUGCGACACUCUUGAGAAAUUCGAACAGCUCGAUUUCCAGGACCCUAACAACCUCAUGAUCAUCUACCGGAAUAUAUUGGAAUCGAUGACCGAUCCUGAACUGCCCGUCCGAGUGGAGGCCGCUCUUGCUCUGCAGCCUCUCAUUCGUCAUGACAUUAUCAGAACGUCGAUGCAGCAGAACAUUCCCCAGAUCAUGCAGCAGCUUCUCAAGCUCGCCAACGAGGUUGACGUGGACGCUCUGGCCAAUGUCAUGGAGGACUUUGUCGAAGUUUUCUCAGCUGAACUGACGCCGUUUGCUGUGGCUCUUAGCGAACAACUCCGUGAUACGUACAUGCGUAUCGUUGGCGAAUUGCUGGAGCGAAAUGCUGCCAAGGGCGAAGAGGACACAUAUGGAGACUUUUUGGACGAUAAGAGCAUCACUGCUUUGGGUGUACUGCAGACCAUCGGAACGCUCAUAUUGACUCUGGAGAGCACUCCUGAUGUGCUCCUGCAUCUUGAGACGAUUCUCAUGCCUGUUAUCAGCAUCACGCUUGAGAACAAGCUUUACGACCUCUACAACGAGGUCUUUGAGAUCAUUGACAGCUGCACCUUCGCCUCGAAAUCCAUCUCACCUACAAUGUGGCAGGCUUUCGAGCUCAUUCACAAGACCUUCAAAGCAGGUGCCGAGUUGUAUCUGGAAGAUAUGCUGCCUGCCCUUGAUAACUACGUCGCCUAUGGCUCAGAAAUGCUGGUUCAGAAUCCUGCGUACCUUGCGGCGGUCGUUGGCAUGGUCGAGGAUAUCUUCAGGGACGAGAAGGUCGGCGGUGUCGACCGGAUAUGUGGGUGCAAACUCGCAGAGACCGUGAUGUUGAAUCUGCGCGGCUAUAUUGACCAGUACAUCCCUCUCUUCAUUGAGCUCCCAAUGCGCGUCAUUGAGGCCGGGGAGGCUAGGACGAAGUCCUACCGUCUUCACCUGAUGGAAAUGGUAAUCAACGCCAUUUACUACAAUCCUGUCCUCAGUCUGCAAGUGCUGGAAUCCAAGGGCUGGACGAACAAGUUCUUCAGCACGUGGUUCUCCAACAUUGACAACUUCAGACGUGUUCACGACAAGAAGCUGUCGAUUGCAGCGAUCAGCUCUCUGCUCACUCUGAAGGCUGGAGACGUUCCUGCCAGUGUGCAGCAAGGUUGGCCUAGACUUCUUCAGGGAGUCACCAGACUCUUCCAGACCCUGCCUGCAGCAAUCAAGAGUCGCGAGGACGCCACGAAAGAGUCCGACUUCACAUACGAUGACGAAGGUGAAGAGGAUGACGAGGAGAAUGACUGGGAUGGCGAGGUCGAGUGGACCGAAGGGGACGAGCUCGAGGGAGCAGCCGAGGGCGACGUGCCUGACGAGAGUGCCGCCUACCUUGAUUUCUUGAACCAGGAGGCACAGAAGUUCGGCUCCUUUGCUGACGACGAUGAUGACGAGCUGGAUGAGGAAAGUCUGCUUGAGACGCCACUGGACAAGAUUGAGCCGUACGGAAUGUUCAAGCAUGUGUUCAUGGGCCUUCAACAGGAACAGCCACAGCUUUAUGAGAAUCUCACGAAGAUUUUGAGUCCUGAAGAACAGCAGAUCAUCCAGGCCGUCUUCCACGAGGCUGAUGCCAAGGCCAUGGCAGCAGCUAACGCGGAGGCUGCCGCUGCUGGAGUUCAGGCUAACGGCACCCAAUGA